Molecule: messenger RNA, 1101 nt
Organism: Neodiprion fabricii
Lineage: Eukaryota; Metazoa; Arthropoda; Insecta; Hymenoptera; Diprionidae
Product: leucine-rich repeat-containing protein 23-like
Exons: 1
Coding region: 1-1065 (354 amino acids)
Source: RefSeq, a predicted model, not a curated record
AUGUCGUCGGAAGCCUCUAACUAUUCGCAGUCGGUCGAAGAACCCGACGAUCAUCCGACGUUCGGAGGUGAAAGCGGGCACUGGGUUAGUUCCCGAGAGGAUGGCGAAGAGGAGUGUUGUCUGACCUUCGACGAGGCUACGAGGGGUCUCUGCAUGCUGGGGAAGAACGACUCCGGGCUCAAGUAUUCGUACUUGAUGCUUAACGUCUCGGAGAAGGGGCUGACCGAUAUCAGCAUCAUUCCGACCUUCAGGAACGUAAUUUUCGUCAACGUUUCCGGCAAUCGGCUGACGCGCGCCGCGCUUCAGGUCUUCAGUUCGAUGACCUACCUCCUGAUGAUCCAGGCUGACCGAAACAGGAUCACGUUGCCCGACUUGGAGCCGAUGGUCUACCUGCAGGUGCUCACCCUGAACGACAACGAGAUAUCAGAGACUAGUGGGAUCGGGCACCGGCUGCUGGAAUGCCUAGAGCUGAACCGCAACAGGAUAAGGAGAGUGUCCCUGAGCCCAUACGUCCUUGAGAAUCUCAGGGUGCUCGAGCUCCGCGGAAACCUGCUGACCACCACCAACGGGAUUUUCUUCCCCAGUUUGGUCGCGCUCUACGUCGCGGAAAACAGAAUCGAGCGGUUCGAGGGCCUCGUGACGCUCGUCAAUUUGAAGACGCUCCACGCUCGCGGUAACCGGAUAUCCGUGCUCGACGGCUUCGCGACCUCCUGCGUCAAGUUGAGCUACGUCAAUUUGAGGGAGAACAGAAUAGCGAGGCUUGCGGAGGUCGGGAAACUCCGAUGCUUGCAGAGUCUGGAGACGAUUGUUGUAUCCCAGAAUCCGGUGGUGAAUGCGCUACCUGAUGAUGAAGAUGAGGACGACGCGGCCGGAUACAGGGUUAAAUUGAUCGCAAUGAUUCCAAAUCUGGUGAGGAUCGAUAAAGGAGUUGUGAGUGACGAUGAACGCAAGGAUGCCGAAGCUUUGCGCCGACGUAUCGUCCAGGAUGGAUCUGGUUUCUCCGAAAUUGACGAGGACUCGACUUCAGCGAAAAUUAGUAAUGGAGGAAGUGUAAUGAAUGCUUAAUGCAACAUAUGUUGAACUUGUGCAAUGUACGUAUAA